This is a messenger RNA of Olea europaea var. sylvestris, 1168 nucleotides long. RefSeq names its product transmembrane protein 205-like. The record is from RefSeq and is a predicted model, not a curated record. The coding region runs from base 217 to 861 and encodes 214 amino acids. The transcript has 3 exons. NCBI's taxonomy places the organism in Eukaryota, Viridiplantae, Streptophyta, Magnoliopsida, Lamiales, Oleaceae.
UAUCAAAUGACUGUAAAAUUCAUGAAAAGAGGGAAGAAAAUUUUGGAUACACGUUGGAACGUGCGUUUGAUUUCCACAUUAUUCAAUUUCGGUAAACAUUCAAAGUGUUGGUAAGAUUUCAAACCAUUUACAGGUCAAGAUAUCCAACUACUAUAUAUUUCUUUAAGCUGAUCCCUAAAUUUCAGAUAUUGAAUUGGGGAAAAAAAAAUAGAAGAAAUGGGUUGGAUGAGUAGAUUUUUAGCGGCAGCGACAUUCUUGGCAAUCGGUGUGACUUUUUUGCCGGAGAAAUCGGAAUCGGAAUCUGCGAAUCAGCAUUCUCCGAAACUCGUCAAUCUAUUGAAGUUGGCUCGCUUGCUCUGCUUCUCCACCGCGUGGGGUGCCGCUCUCUGGGUCACCUUCAUCGGCGGCAUUAUCAUGUUCAAGAAUUUGCCACGGCAUCAAUUUGGAAAUUUGCAGAGCAAGAUGUUUCCGGCAUACUUUUCAAUGGUGGGAGUUUGUUGUGCAGUGGCUGCUGCAGCUUUUGGAUACCUGCAUCCAUGGAAGGCGUCAACAGCUGCUGAGAAAUACCAGCUCGGCUUCCUCAUGUCUGCCUUUGCUUUCAAUCUCUGCAAUCUUGUAGUCUUUACACCCAUGACGAUCGAGCAGAUGAUGAAGCAAAGGCACAAGAUAGAAAGAGAAGCAAAUAUUGGGGAAGAAGUUGGGUCGACAAAGAACCAAGAAGUUGCGAAGAAAAAUCCAAAGCUUGCUGCCAUGAACAAGAAAUUCGGAAUGAUCCACGGACUAUCAUCUCUUUCUAAUAUCAUGUCAUUCGGUAGCCUUGCCAUGCAUUCUUGGUAUUUAGCAGGUAAAAUCGAUUUGUAAAUCGGAUCAAAUAUAACUUUUACUCUCGGGUGGAUGUAUCUGGCUGUGAUUAUGUGUUAAAAUGAAUACGGACUCUGAAUCCUUUAGCUUUCUUGGACGUACAAGUUAUGUAUGAAAGAACAAGAUGCGUUAGAAUAAAAAUGUUGUAAUUUUCAAUUUGCCUUGCGAGUCAAAAUGGAUAUCAACACUGAAACCAUUAGCUUGCUUGGAUGUCGAUUGUGCUUGCUUCCACAAGUUAUCCAUUGAUAUAGACAUUGAUGUUGUGGAGGGAUUGAGUAAUAAUAUUCAAUUAAAAUCAUUACAAUCA